AUGUACCGGAAGGACGAGGCUGAGGAAUUGAUUCAAGAGUUGGAAAAUAUGCGUCGGUCUUACAAUACCGACCGUGUUCGAGCGGAGAACUUGUUGGAGAACUCUUACAAUAGUAUGAAACGCAAGGCAGAGCCUGCGCGAGGAGACUGUUGUGGCGACUCUGCCCAGAGGCUGCAAAACGCCUUAAUAGAGAAGAAAAUAGCGGACCAAUGGGUCGCUGAACUUAAGUGGCUUAUCCAUACUGAAAGGGAAGCGAACAAUAUCUACUCGAAGGAGUUGCACAGAAAAUAUGAUGACAAUUGUGCCACAAUUCGAAGAAUUGAUGAGAGGUGUCAAAAUCUGGUGCGAGAAAUAGGAUGGAUGCUGGAAUGGAUCGAGAUACCCAUCCGCAACGCCAGGAAUCCUACUGAAUAA
This is a messenger RNA of Ostertagia ostertagi, 414 nucleotides long. The record is from the annotation of a GenBank genome assembly. NCBI's taxonomy places the organism in Eukaryota, Metazoa, Nematoda, Chromadorea, Rhabditida, Trichostrongylidae.